AUGUCGCCGCCCGCAAACAAGAGAAGAACCAGGGCAGACGCUGCCGAGGAAGCUCAAGCCGCUGCGCCCGACGCAACCACAGAACAGUCCAAGGAAAAAGCCCCUUCACCAGUGCCAGAAACCACCGAAAAGGACAAGGAAGCACCAUCCACUUCUGAUGCUGCCUCCAAGACGCAAGAUCGCUUGGUGCGCUUCAAGGCGCUCCAGGCCCGCGCGAAAAGCUCCUCCGAAACCAACAUGAAAGAAGUCACGCGCGAGUCGCAGCGCCUGGCUGAGGACCCGGCCCAGCUCACGGCCCUGCGGCGGCGGCACGACAUCGCGGCGUACAAGCUGCUCAAGGCCGACGCCGAGGACGCGGGCGAGGACUUUGAGCGCAAGCGCGCGUGGGACUGGACCGUCGACGAGAGCGAGCGCUGGGAUAAGCGGCUGAAGAAGAAGGCCGCGCACCGCGACAACAACGCCUUCCAGGACUACCAGGCCGAGAGCAACAAUGUCUACAAGCGCCAGCUCAAGAACCUCGACGUCGACCUCGAGGCGUACACGAAGCAGAAGUUGGCGGCGAUCGAGAAGGCCGCCGCGGCGGGCAGCCUGGAGAUUGUCGAGACGGAGGACGGCGAGAUGCUGGCCGUGGACAAGGACGGGACGUUCUACGCGACGGCCGACUCGACGUCGUUUGCGCAGAACAAGCCCGACAAGGCGGCGGUGGACCGCCUUGUGGCCGACAUCAACAGGGCCGAGGCGCAGAGCCUGAAGAAGAGAAGGGAGCGCCAGGCCAAGAAUGGCGACGACGGGGACAGCACGUACAUCAACGAGAAGAACAAGCAGUUCAACCAAAAGCUGGCGCGCUUCUACGACAAGUACACGUCUGAUAUCCGCGACAGCUUUGAACGCGGGACCAUGAUUUAG
Molecule: messenger RNA, 906 nt
Organism: Cordyceps fumosorosea ARSEF 2679
Lineage: Eukaryota; Fungi; Ascomycota; Sordariomycetes; Hypocreales; Cordycipitaceae
Product: pre-mRNA splicing factor syf2
Exons: 1
Coding region: 1-906 (301 amino acids)
Cellular component (GO): post-mRNA release spliceosomal complex; catalytic step 2 spliceosome; Prp19 complex
Source: RefSeq, a predicted model, not a curated record